Messenger RNA from Cucurbita moschata (crookneck pumpkin), 639 nucleotides. RefSeq names its product iron-sulfur assembly protein IscA-like 1, mitochondrial. The coding region runs from base 85 to 492 and encodes 135 amino acids. Gene Ontology annotation, molecular function: 2 iron, 2 sulfur cluster binding. Gene Ontology annotation, cellular component: mitochondrion; cytoplasm. The transcript is spliced from 3 exons. Gene Ontology annotation, biological process: iron-sulfur cluster assembly. The record is from RefSeq and is a predicted model, not a curated record. NCBI's taxonomy places the organism in Eukaryota, Viridiplantae, Streptophyta, Magnoliopsida, Cucurbitales, Cucurbitaceae.
ACGGUGGAAGUUUGGAGUAAAUGAACCUUCGUGAGUGUAUCUGUGGAGGAGAAAAUCGAUAGGCGGCACGACGAUCGAGAGAAAAUGGCAGCUUCUUCGUCUUCCUUCUUCGCCGCAGCUUCUCAAAAGGUCGGACCAGCUGCUCGCCGCCAAAUUCUUACUCUGACGGAGGCCGCUGCCGCUAGAAUUCGAGAACUUCUUCAACAGCGCCAGCGUUCAUUCCUUCGCCUUGGCGUCAAGGCUCGCGGCUGCAAUGGCUUAUCCUAUACUCUCAACUAUGCAGAUGAGAAGGGGAAAUUUGAUGAGCUGGUUGAGGAUAAGGACGUGAAGAUAUUGGUUGAUCCAAAGGCGCUGAUGCAUGUAAUAGGAACAAAGAUGGACUUUGUAGAUGACAAACUGAGAUCCGAGUUCAUCUUUAUCAAUCCAAAUUCUAAAGGACAAUGUGGGUGUGGGGAGUCGUUUAUGACAACAGGCAGUGCCAAAGGCAGUUGAACAUUGAGCAACUACACCAAGAGAGUGAAACAGUUGUAUGUACAUAUUGUUGAGUGCAGUGGCUAAAUAAGUUCUGAGGUCAGUGAUCAAAUUCUCCCACUACGUUCUCUUGUUCUGGGAUUUGGUGGUUGAGAUCAUAGGAUAAGA